AUCCACUCACUCACUUGCAACACACUCCUUCAUAUUCUCCUUCUUCUCUCACUUCAAAUCCACUCGUUUUAUAAUCCAGAAAAGUAACUCUUCGUUACAACAUCAUCACCGCCAAAAUGCAGUUCCUCGCCGUCGCCGCCCUCCUCUUCACCACCGCCCUUGCGGCUCCCUCCUCCGACGUCAACGGCAUCAUCCGCCGUGCCAACGCCUUCUGCCCCGAGGGCCUGCUCUACACCAACCCGCUGUGCUGUGACCUCGACGUCCUCGGCGUUGCCGACGUUGACUGCGUUGUUCCUCCCGCAAAGCCCUCCAGCUGCAAGUCCUUUGGCAGCGUCUGUGCCUCCAUCGGCCGCAAGCCCAGGUGCUGCGCCGUCCCCGUCGCCGGCGUGGCUCUUCUCUGCACCGACCCCAUCCCGGCCAUCUAAAAGAGCUCACCAGUCCUAUUCCUGGUCGAAUCGAACGCCGGUUCAAAUUGCUGGAAAAGCUUUGUACAUUGAGCUUCCUAAUUCCUUGUUAAGUAAAUGUGUCAAUAAAUAAUGUGCUGGCUUUUUGGGUCAAACGACGGAUAGAUGACCGGGAGUCGGGAAGAUGAGGAGUCUGGAGGGAGGGAGGGAUCAAAUGGCUUCACUUCGAUAUACACCCUUUACCAUACUGCAUUAAUGGAUACAUGUAUAAUGCCUUC
Trichoderma reesei QM6a is the source of this 682-nucleotide messenger RNA. It is a transcript of the gene hfb3, whose product is annotated as hydrophobin. The transcript is spliced from 3 exons. Gene Ontology annotation, cellular component: extracellular region. NCBI's taxonomy places the organism in Eukaryota, Fungi, Ascomycota, Sordariomycetes, Hypocreales, Hypocreaceae. The record is from RefSeq and is a predicted model, not a curated record. Bases 117 to 425 code for a protein of 102 amino acids.